GCCGCCAGCAACCCACGCUACUACGUGAACUGGAAGUCAGACGUUUCGUUGCAGAAGUUUAGACUGCGUCCAACUGAAGUAGGCGGGGGAAACAUCAAUUCAUUUAUUGAUAACUGCUGUUAUUUAUAUCAUUCGAGAUUUACCCGGUGGAGGAGCUAAUUGUUUGACAGUACUGCUGAGUGUGGAGCACCAAGGCUGCAACAGGAAAUCAGGCCAAGUGAGGUUUUCCCAGAGCAACAACCCUAAUUUCUUCACCUGUCACUGAAGCUAAGAAAUCUGCCAACAUUCUGUGCUGCAAGGGUGACCCCACCAUGUCUUCCAAUGGGGACCUGCGAGACAUAGGGACCGGUGAUAGUUUUUGGGAGCCGGGGAACUACAAGAGAACGGUAAAGCGCAUUGACGAUGGCUACAAGCUGUGUAAUGAGCUAGUCAGCUGCUUCCAGGAGCGAGCCAAGAUUGAGAAGAGCUAUUCCUUGCAGCUGGCUGACUGGGCCAAGAAAUGGAGGGGUAUUGUGGAGAAAGGAGCACAGUACGGCACACUGGAGAAGGCGUGGCAUGCCUUCAUGAAUGCGGCUGACAGGCUGAGUGAGAUCCACAUGGAGCUGAGGGAGCAACUGGCUGGGGAGGACAGUGAGAAGAUCAAGAGCUGGCAGAAGGAUGCCUUCCACAAACAGAUCAUCGGUGGCUUCAGGGAGACCAAGGAGGCAGAGGAAGGCUUCCGCAAGGCACAGAAAUCCUGGGCCAGGAAACUGAAGGAUGUGGAAUCCUCCAAGAAAAGCUACCACCAGGCACGGAAGGAAGAGCAUGUUGCUGUGGCCCGCCAGGCCCAGGCCGAGGCCGAUCCAACCAAGUCUCAGGAUGAAGUCCGCAAGCUACAGAACCGUGUGGAGAAGUGCAACAAGCAGGCAGAGAAGGCUAAGGGACGCUAUGAAAAGGCCCUGGAGGACCUGAACCGCUGCAACCCACGCUACAUGGAGGACAUGGAGCAGGUGUUCGAGAUCACACAGGAUGCAGAAAAAAAGAGACUGCGCUUCUUUAAGGAAGUCCUUCUAGACAUCCACAAUCACAUGGACCUCUCCAGCAGUGACCGUUUCAAAGCCCUUUUCCGAGACCUGAGCCAGACCAUAGCAGCAGCUAGUGACACAGAAGACCUGCGAUGGUGGAGGAAUGCGCAUGGACCAGGCAUGCACAUGAACUGGCCUCAGUUUGAGGAGUGGUCUGCAGAAUCCAACCCCUCCAUAAGUCAGAAGGAGAGGAACAGUCAAGAGGACAUGUCUGUUUCAGCAGGAGAUGAGAUGCCUCAAACUCCCCAGGAGUCCACAAGAGGUGGCAAAGACAAUUCCUCAGACUGGUCUGAUGAAGAGAACGGCAAAAAGUACAUUGCCACCAAUGGGGUGGAUGAGGACGAGAAGGUAGUGGGAGUGCGAGUUAAAGCAUUGUAUGAUUACGUCGGACAAGAGGCCGAUGAGCUCAGCUUUAAAGCAGGUGAAGAGCUGAUGAAGCUGGGUGAAGAGGAUGAACAGGGCUGGUGCAAAGGGAGGCUAGACGAUGGACAGAUUGGACUAUAUCCCGCUAAUUAUGUUCAGGUCAUUGGAUCCUGAUGACCCAUCCACUGAACAUUUGCAGCCAAUGAAACUGAGGCUCUGCCAAGUAUGGCUGAUGCAGUCAGUUGUGCCGACUCAGAUGCUGGUAUUCCCCUGGUUGUGAACAGACAGACAACCUCUUUCUGCACAGAUAAAGGAGUAAAUCGUUUCCAAACACAGUGGAGGAUGAAUGAGACUGUUUUAAAGGUACUCCUACUCAGAGCUUGAGCCUCAGUCACUAUGAGGGACAUUACCAGUAUGCUGCUUUUUAGAACACAAAUGAAAAAACGCUGUUCUCACAGCACACCUGGAGGUGACAGCUGAUGACAACAGGUUGUGGAGACUUCAGAACUAUCUGACAGACACUACAGUGCAGGUCUGUAAUCUUCCAGGAAUGUCACUAUUAACACAGAGGGGCUUCCCUUCACUUAAACUCCUGAUACAGUAGUACUGUUCAAUCUCCUCAAUACCGAUGUUACUGUUAUCC
Molecule: messenger RNA, 2070 nt
Organism: Megalops cyprinoides (Indo-Pacific tarpon)
Lineage: Eukaryota; Metazoa; Chordata; Actinopteri; Elopiformes; Megalopidae
Product: protein kinase C and casein kinase II substrate protein 3-like
Exons: 11
Coding region: 312-1601 (429 amino acids)
Biological process (GO): plasma membrane tubulation; regulation of endocytosis; cytoskeleton organization
Cellular component (GO): cytoplasm; plasma membrane; endosome
Molecular function (GO): phospholipid binding; protein binding
Source: RefSeq, a predicted model, not a curated record